Molecule: messenger RNA, 2574 nt
Organism: Cotesia congregata
Lineage: Eukaryota; Metazoa; Arthropoda; Insecta; Hymenoptera; Braconidae
Source: the annotation of a GenBank genome assembly
AUGUUGUGCGAAAAAAAUUUAAAACCUCGAGUUUUAAAAACAAUUAAAAAUUAUUCCAAUGAUCAGAAGACUAAAACAAAUCACGACAAAGUACCAGCUACUGUUGCUGAUCAUUAUUAUAAUUAUUUAAUAUCCGUUGUCUUGUCUGGGUUUAAAGACAUACCUGUUAAUCUUUAUCGUGCCAUUGUCGAGGAUACUGAUUAUUACAAAGUUCUCCAGCUGCCUGUUCAUGAGCUUAUCGACCAGGAAUUUAUCGCGGCCUUUGUCAAAAAAGGUGAACUGACAUUAAUAUCUGCCGACCAAAACUUGACAGCCGACAAUAGCAUCUGCAUAACUCCAACAGGAUACCUAGUGCUUUCACUCCUCGCAUCAGAUUACCAAGAACUAGGUCUAGAAGGUUCGCCUUCAUUUUUCUCUCGGCAGCGCAACCGCUUCAUGCCUGUUUUACAAGAGCUUGCACUGGUUUCCAUUGGCAAAUACAUAGCCCUCAUAGGUAGUAAGAUGAUAGGCCCGGUGUGCGAGAUUUCCCAAAAGAACCCAGCUCGCGCAGUCAAGCUUCUUCGCUCCCUAGUCCAGACUCUGAAACACAACUUGAGCUCAAAUGUGCCCUGGCAUUUGUACACUCCGAUGUCUACCAAGAUUCUCCAGUCAAUAAUGGUCCUGCUGAACGAGACCAAGAACACGUACAACGACUACCAGCCAAUGAACCUUUUCCUCUCGGAGAUUAAUGUGAUAGUGUCGCUGAUUGAGGUGGUGAUGCACCCAAAUCUCAGAGCGAUUGAGUUUACAAGAUGGCCUAAGAUAAUGAGACACAUGCUCUACAGUAACUUACACAAUUUACGUGGCCUAGAAGUUUUGGACCUCGGGUCUGGUUCAGCUGGAUGGAGGACCUCUGAUAUUGAAAAGUUGAUUAUUAAUGGCGUCAGUGCGAUGCCUAAUUUGACUGCUCUGACGCUUUGCUUUGAUUGCACUGAUAAUAUUAUCACGGCUUUGGGGAAUAAUUGCCAAAAAUUGAGGUGUCUUGAUGUCACUUCCUCUAGGUCCGUAACAGAUCGCAGUAUUCCUGCCCUUCUCAAGUGCCACCAACUGAGAGACAUAAAACUAUUCCGUACGUCAAUUACAGUGACAGGAUACGCAGAUCUUCUGCUAGGACUCCGCUGGCUGGAGAAUAUCGGGAGGUGUGACGACAUCGGCGACAUAUUAGAGAUAAUUUACGAACGGGAGAGCAAUAACAAGUGCUUAUACUUAAAAUCCUUCGAGAGCCGUAGUAUGAUAACGGGUUAUUUGUAUUUACUAAUCACAGUCUGUCCAUUUAUAACAAGUUUGUCAAUAAUGUGCAACGACGAGAUGGAUAAUUUGUCAAUUCUGUCGGUACUAGAGUGCCUGACGGAGCUUAAAUUAAUGUCCUGCAAUUUUUAUGCCGACGGAGUCGGCGUUUUACUGGAAAUGACCCAGUCAAGGAUCGAGAGUCUCCACCUGGAGCAUGUAGACGAGAUUGACAGAACAGCUCUGGUCUGCAUCAGCCAGUACUGCCCCAGGUUGAAAAGCUUGACGUUCUACAACUGCGAUUUCAUUGAUCCGGUGAUCAACGCCGGGAUUAGAUACGAUAAUUUGAAAGUCAGGCCUUUCAAGUGUCUCGAGAGGAUCAAGUGCGUAGCAGACUGCGCAAAGUCUCACCUGGAAUUCUUGCUGUCUCAUUGCACGGACAUCAAGUUCAUCCAGUUGGGAUCUUCGACGGGAAUCGACGACACCGCGAUGAAAAAAGUUUUUGCGCUUAACAGAAUGAGCAAACUGGAAGAACUGAAGAUUCUGUACAGCAGCGAUUUGUCGAUGAGAACUGUCAGGCUGCUGAUGAAGAAUUGUGAUAAUUUAAGAAGACUGUCCGAGCUGGAGAGCUGGCAUGGGAUUACGGAAGAGGAGCUGGUUAAUUUUAGAAAUGAACUUAAAAUUCAAAAUGUUAAUUGUGAUACAAUUGUCAAAAUAAAUUUAAAGGAAGAAUCAUUCGUGGCAGGAAAAAAAAAGUACGAGCGUGUUAAAAAAUGUUUGGAGAAUAAUUUUAAACACAAGUUUGAUGUUAUUGUGUCGUGGGACCCUCCAGAAGAAAAAGUAUGUCCAUCAUCCGUAGCAUCGUGGUUCAACAAUCGGGGUCACAAGACGUUUGUUUGCCAUCAAAAAUCCAGUAAAAAAUUUAAUUCGUCAAUAGAUCCACCAGAUGGCGACUCGGAAAAUUUAUUCUCGUGGAUGGAUAAUCUUCCAAAUUCAAUAAAUAAUGAAGGUGAAUCGGAUAUUAAAAAAGAUAUUUUAUACAUUGAGUACCGUGGAUUUUUUACAAGGUCAAGAGUAAUUAAAAUCUUAAACACCAUGAAUGAAUUAUUGAACUCAUCAAAAAACACUGGGUAUGAGUUCUGGGGAUUACAUGUCCGAGGUUUUGACAACAGCCCUGUAAGUUGGGGACUGAAAGAGCAUGCAGUGAUUAACAAUGACGGUACUAACAAUUACUCUGUAAUUUUAAAACACAGUGAGAUUAUAAUACAGAAAUGUCUGAGCUCAAGUAGUCGGCCGAAAAAUAAAUAA